GGCUUGCUCCCGACGACAACGACGGCGACGACGACGACGAGGAUCCCGUCCAAGUCACUGCAACUGCCGGCACAUACCAAUAACCCCACUGUUCCAUACCCCGUCAGUCCGUCCCUCCGCAUAGAAUGACCGGCACAAAGAAAGGUGCACGGCGCCGCAAACGAGCAGCCGCAGCUCGCCCAAAGCGCUCCAACACCCACACCCGGCGCGACGAUGACGACGACACCCUCUACAACGACACACCCACAACCGAGCAACACAGGCGAGGAAAUGGUUGGACGAAGGCAACAGGGGUGGUUGGGGAGGAGAGCGCUGGGGGGCGAAACUCAUUACGGUUGAACCCGGCACAGAAGGCCCGAGAAAUCACCGCGGCAUUACGGACGGGCGAUCUAACAACUCUCCGCCAACUAGCCCUUUCCCAAGGCGGAUUUCUGAACGAUCGCUUACGGCGGAAGGCAUGGCCGGCGCUACUCACCGCCGUCGGUGGGACGAAUAGCGACACACCAUCACAAUCCCCACCGCGCGACGCCCCCCAAGUCGCCCUAGACGUCAUCCGCUCCCUCACCCAUCUCAUCCCCCCUCACUUCUCAACCACCCACCAAAUCCAGAUGCGCGCGCAUCUCUCCCACACCAUCCUCUCCGUCCUCGCGCAGUACCCCUACCUGCACUAUUACCAAGGCUACCACGACAUUGCGUCCACGAUCCUGCUCACCCUCGGGCCAACACCCAAAACGAUCCGCUGCCUCGAAACAAUCUCACUCUUCCAUUUGCGCGAUUUCAUGGCGCCCACAUUACAGCCCGCCUUGCAGUAUCUCUCCCUCCUCCUCCCGCUCCUGCGUCGAUCCGCGCCGGACGUCCACGCGUUCUUGGCACAGGAUGUGGCCGGCUUCACUCCCUGGUUCUGUCUCUCCUGGGUCCUCACCUGGUUCACCCACGACCUCGCAGACUCCUCACAUACCAUCGCACCGCGCCUCCUCGACUUCUUCCUCGCCUCCAACCCGCUCAUGCCGCUCUAUCUCGUCGCGGCAACCGUCAUCUCCCGCCGCGCGGACCUGUUUGCUCUUCCUGAUCCCGAUUACGCGAUCGUGCAUCAUUUCUUGUCUAGUUGCGCGCGCUUCAGCAACCUAGACCAUGUCGAAGACCUGAUUCACGCGGCGGGAGAGAUGUACGCGCGCUUCCCGCCCCCGACGCUGCAGGGGGAUGUCGCUGCGUUACGGUUACCCCCGACGUCGUGUGUGGAGCGCUGGGAUGUCGAUGUACUUCCCUUUUGGGAGUCCACAACAACAGCAACGAAACGCAAACCCCGCCACCUAACCCCCGCCGAAUGCAUGGCCCAGCUAAUAGCCUACACCACCGCUCAACAGCAUAAUCUUUCCACCCAAGCGAGCAGUAAACACACGUUGGGGAAGGUCUUGCGACAUGUGACACUUGAUGGCGCGCGGCAGAUGGCGAUUGUGGCGGCGAUGGCGGGAGCGACGGCUGUGUGCUGGUGGGUGGUAGAGAAUGGAGGGGUGGGGUAUGCCGUCGGGUGAAAUGGGACUCGGAGGAUGUCGAGAGCACUAGGAUGGGGUAGACAGGUGGUGUUGAUGCUUCCAUUCGGCUCGAACAGCGUUUAUGCACUUUCAACGCCUUCCCUCCUUUCGGCCGGCGUCAACCCCCACGCGAUUCAUGCUCCAAUCACACCUUAUCGCGGUGCAUUGAAACCAAAA
Fimicolochytrium jonesii is the source of this 1709-nucleotide messenger RNA. RefSeq names its product rab-GTPase-TBC domain-containing protein. The transcript has a single exon. The record is from RefSeq and is a predicted model, not a curated record. NCBI's taxonomy places the organism in Eukaryota, Fungi, Chytridiomycota, Chytridiomycetes, Spizellomycetales, Powellomycetaceae. Gene Ontology annotation, biological process: endoplasmic reticulum to Golgi vesicle-mediated transport; positive regulation of GTPase activity. Gene Ontology annotation, cellular component: endoplasmic reticulum membrane. The coding region runs from base 126 to 1532 and encodes 468 amino acids. Gene Ontology annotation, molecular function: GTPase activator activity.